Chara braunii is the source of this 3917-nucleotide messenger RNA. Lineage: Eukaryota; Viridiplantae; Streptophyta; Charophyceae; Charales; Characeae. The record is from the annotation of a GenBank genome assembly.
GGCUAGAUGGCAUAGUUGCAACCCACGGCUUCGGUAGGAGGAUGAAUGAUUGGGCGAAGGCCCAAGAUUCAGACUCAUUUAUAGAGUUGGUAGAGGAGCGGUGGCACAACCCUCAGCAGGCACAGCAAGCCACUUAUGUGUUGGCACGACUUGACAGGAAGAAGUACAAGACUGCCCGUGAACUUACCAACGCCGUAAAGAAACUCAUCGUGGUCCCGAGUGUGCGCUAUGAUCCCCACGUCCGGCUGACCAUGUAUCUGAGAUGUCUUCCUACAAACAUCAAGAACAUGUUAGUCAACGAGACUAGCAUCGAAGUACAUGAUCUCGCUUCCUUUAGCAAGAAGGCCGUAGACUUAGAGGCAAAGCUAGGGGGUGCACAACAAGUUGUUGUAGACAGGAGAAAGAAGAAGGUCCUACAAGAUUGGAAAAAGAAGGGUAGUCAACUGAUAAUGAUUGAUUCUGAUGGGAAUCAAGGGGAGAUCGAUGGCAUUUCUGAUCUUGUGGAGGACACGGAGUUAGGCGGCGAGGAGAGUGUAGAGGGAGGAAACCUCACCGCAACAACCAAACUUAAGGCAGAUGGCCAACGUAAGGGUGGUCAGCAAAAGAGUCAGGGCAAGGCUCAAGUUUCGCCCAAUGCACCAGCAUGGGUGAGAGCUGAUCUUGAACAAGACGUGUGGAGAGAUCGUUACACGCGAGGAGUGGAGGAUGUUCCCUCACCACUUCAGGGGUUGGCUGAGGCUAUUGACUCACUUGUCAUCCCGCAGACAUGUCUAGACCAAAUGAUUCUUUGUUCGUUAGAUGUGUUUGAAGCAUUGGAGGACCCAGAGGAGUGGUCAGGAAGAGACCCUCGCGAGUUCUGGGUGACGAUGUCUAAAGGUCCUAGAGAGGAGAACUUCGCGGUGGAAGUCAUUGUAGGUGGCCGAAUGUGUGGCGCCUUUGUAGACAAUGGCUCCACAUGGAACUUCAUAAGUCGUGACAACACUUGGAUUAGUACUGCAGGGAACAUCCAAUUCCUGUUACCUCCUGUCUGUUCUUUGAUUGUCAUUGUUGUUUGUUUAUUUGUCUGUAUUGUGGGAAACAAUAUGGCAAAAUCAAGGAAGGCUGAGGGAGUUGAGAGUUCUGGGGAGACACCCCAGGUAAAGCUUGAGAUGAUAGUGCAACCUGUAACACCUGUACCGCCUGACCCUUUAGAGGCUGAACUGCGGGCCCAAGAGGAGAAACUCCGCUUGCAGACCCAGGCAGUUGAGAACCUAAAGGCAGAGCUCAAGAGGAAGGAAGAGUAUGCCCAGAAGGAGGCCAGAAGAAAAGUGUUGAUUGGAGAUAUGCAGAGGAUUAUGAGCCUYGGUACAACCAGUCAGGCAAGUAAGGACAUGGCAGAAUUCAUCCUUCUGCAGGAUGAGAUUCACCGGUCCUACUUUACUAACUGGGAUGACCGAAUCUCAGGUCUGGAGACCAGCCAUUCAGCUUUGUCAAAGAAGCUGGAUGACAUCUCUCCUCAACUGAACAACAUUGCCAAACAGCUGCAGAUUACCCCUGUUCAGACUGUUCCCCUCUCUUCUGGCCCUUCUGCAGCACCUGUCCCAAAACCCCCACACUCCAGACCUUCAUCCCCACCUCUCACACCCAAGUCACCAGCACCCUCCCAGUCCUCAGCCCCAUUUGAGCCGCAGCGGCCCAAGCUGACCCCUCCACCAAUGUUCUCAGGAGAAGAUCCUAAGGUGGAUGUGGCAGAUUGGGUGACUGCGCAGCGAACCUACCUGAGUGGGUUCACAUGCGACGAGGAUGUGAAGGUGUCAGCCAUCCUGGCCCGGCUGGAGAGGACUGCACUACAAUGGUGCACCUCCACCUCCAGCAAGCAGGGGAUGGAGAUGGCUGAUUGGGCGCAGAGGCUGGGGGUGGCUGGAUUUCUGCAGGCCCUGCAGGACUGGUUUGCAGACAAGGAGCAGGCAAGAAAGGCUGCAGAUAAAAUGAUGCGCCUGGGCCAGAAAAAGUUUGAUGGCUCCUUGUCCAAACUGUAUUCCACCUUUGAGAGUCUGACAUCAACUCCAGGGUUGGAGAUAAGUGAGCAGGAUCUGCUCAUUCAUUUCCUGAGGGCAGUGCCUGAGCAAUUCCAGCUUGCUCUCUUCUCUCAGGGCCACAAGAACUGGAGGUCCUUUGGCAGAGCAGGCCUGGACUUGGAAUCCAAACUCCAUGAGAAGAAGAAGCACAAGUCUGAACUCAUACUCCUUCGACCCUACAUCCUGGGAGCCAAGAUCAAAGGGGUCUUGGACUGUGGGGCUACUCGCAACUUCAUCUCCCCCAAGGCAGUCAGCAAACUGCACUUGGAUCAGAGGUUGGUGAAGUUGCGACAACCGUUGGAGGUCCGCAUUGGGGACUCUUCCACAGUCAGGAUUACCACUGUUGUCAAGGGCCUACCUGUGUCCUUUGACAAGCAGGGGGAAGUCAGGCAUCGCCUGAACUUCUAUGUGUUCCCUAACGUUCCCUUUGACCUUGUCUUCUCGAUGCAGUGGCUUGGUGCCACCAAUCCUAGGAUUGACUGGCGGAUUCCUAGGGUUGAGCUGCCUGACCGGCAUGGGGUCUAUCGCCCUUGUAUGCUCGCUGACGAGUACCAUCUGGUCAGCAGCUGUUAUUGCAUGAGUGCUCGCAAGUUUUUGCGAUUCUCACGCCAGACUGAUCACGCUCGUCUGUUUGUGGCUUAUGUCAAACAGACUGACGUGGAGACUGCUCCCUGUCCCUUUCAAAUUCAGCAGGUGGUAGACCGCUUCUCAGAUCUUAUGGAGGAGCCUACUGGACUUUUCCAUAGGCAAACCAAACAUAAGAUUGAGAUCCUGCUUGGCUCGGUCCCGCCCAAGGGCCGGGUCUACAGGAUGUCUCCAGCUGAACUUGAAGAGCUCAGGAAACAUUUAGAGACCCUGACCAGAAAGGGCUGGAUCAGGCCCAACACAUCUGAGUUUGGAGCACCAGUCCUCUUUGUUCCAAAGGGGAAUGGUGAGUUCAGGAUGUGCGUGGACUACCGUGGUCUCAACAAAAUCACGAGGAAGUCUACAGAGCCCCUUCCUCGCAUUGAUGACCUGUUGGAUAUGGUGCAGGGCUGUACUAUUUUCAGCAAGAUCGAUCUCAAAUCUGGCUACCACCAGAUUGAGAUGGUUGAAGGCGAUGUCCACAAGACAGCCUUCAAAACCAGGAAGUUCAUCAAGAACUUCUCAGCGAUUGCAGCUCCCCUGACUGAUCUUACAAAGAAAGACACUUCCUUUCUUUGGACGUCAGAAUGUCAGGAGGCCUUUACACGUCUCAAGGAGGCCCUGAUUCGUGCCCCUGUCCUGAAGCUACCUGACCCUACUUUGCCUUUUGUACUGACUACUGAUGCUAGCCAGUAUGGUGUAGGGGCGGUACUUCAGCAGGAUGAUGGGAAUGGUCUGCAGCCCAUUGAGUAUAUGAGUAAGAAGAUCAAGACCAAGAAGCUGCAGGACUCUACCUAUGAGAAGGAGCUCUAUGCUCUUGUGUCACCGCUUAAGCAUUGGAAGCACUUUCUCCUAGGCAGGCACUUCAAGAUCUUUUCAGAUCACUCCACCUUGCAGUGGAUGAAGUCCCAGGGAGAGUUGAAUGACAAGCUUGCUCGCUAUAUCCAGUUCAUUGACAUGUUUGACUUUGAACUGAGACACAAGAAGGGUUGCUACAAUAGAGUCGCAGAUGCCCUUUCUCGUAGGCCUGACGCUCUCUUUCUGAUCUCCUUUACUCACUCGUUUGGAGAGAGAACACGUCAGACCAUUGCCCAGUUGCUGCCCCAGGAUGAGAUCUUUGGGCCUAUUGUGAGGAAUCUCUAGGACGAUCCUGCCUCUGAACCAGGAUAUUCUCUGGUCUCAGUCCUGCUGUACACGUGCAGCAGAGGCGAGGAGCGCCUGUGCAUUCCCCAUGAC